AUGACUUCCGCCCACAAAACUGCCGUUACGUCGUUCAAUUCGAACCAUGGCUCCUAUGACCAGUUCAGACCCUCGUUUAGGUCCUCUAUCGUCGAUCAAUUCUUACAAGAUUUGAAUCUAGGAAAUGACAAGAAGAAGCGGAUUUUGGAGUUGGCCGCCGGUACCGGAAAAUUCACCAAAAGCUUAGUCGAUAAGGGAUACACCAACUUAGUUGUUGUGGAACCAUCUGAAGGAAUGUUGCAAACAUUUCACCAGAACUUUCCAGACAUUGAAACUCAUUUGGGUUCUUCGUAUGACAUUCCUCUUAAGGAUGAUAGUGUGGAUGCCGUGGUAGUGGCGCAAGGAUUUCACUGGUUUAGUGACGAGGCAUCGCUUGAGGAAAUUAAGCGGGUUUUAAAGAACGGGGGCAAGUUUGGUUGCAUUUGGAACUACGAUACCUACUCAAAGCUGCAAAUUUUGAACACACCUUUGCCGAGCGUCAAGUUUUUGUUUGAAGAUUUGGCGACUGAAACCGUUCAAGAAUUGUUAGACGGACCCAUUGAGCGGGAAACACCGUUUGAAGUUUCCAAAAAAAUCUAUGAUCAGCGUCCUUGGUGCCAUGAAGUUUCUACUUAUAUCUAUGGCUACGAUGUCAAUGUUCCCCAGUAUCGUCAUGGAAAAUGGAGAGAAGUCUUACAAAAUUCCAAAGUGUUUCCGCCCAUUGAAAAUGAGGGAUUCUUGCUCUACGAAUCUUUGAUACCCGAAGAUGAAGUGUUCAAAUACUGGGAAACACGGUCCUAUAUCACUGCUCUUCCUGACAGUGACAAGCAAACGAUACAGUACAAUCUUGGGUCUAUCAUGCGUGAUAAGGUAACAGAACUGGAUCGCAGUGGAGAUUCACUCAAGAGAAUCAUGGGAACACACUUUGUAGUGGUUCCUAAAGAGUGA
Messenger RNA from Meyerozyma guilliermondii ATCC 6260, 927 nucleotides. RefSeq lists its product as uncharacterized. Gene Ontology annotation, molecular function: S-adenosylmethionine-dependent methyltransferase activity. The transcript has a single exon. The record is from RefSeq and is a predicted model, not a curated record. Lineage: Eukaryota; Fungi; Ascomycota; Pichiomycetes; Serinales; Debaryomycetaceae. Bases 1 to 927 code for a protein of 308 amino acids.